CCCCAGGAUUGCAAAACGGAACAUUGAUUAUUUUCUUACUAUCAAAUUGACUCGGGAUAUCAUCAGCCUCAGCCAUUCCAUCAGCGCACUCGCAAGGACAUGAGCCAUACCAAUCCCAGAGGAUGAUAGAGUCAGAGAAUCUGCGCACAGCAUCGCUGUACAUCAACAACCAGCUGCUGUCGCGCGGUCUGCUUCGCGAUGGACAAAACAUCGACUUCGCCAACCCAGGCGACACGGGUGGCGAGCUGGCCGCGACCAUGGGGCGAGUCAUGAGCGUCGUCAACGACCUUAUUCUGCGACGUGACCGCGACGCCGAGCACCGCGAGUCGCUCUCGACGACCCUCCGCGCGCUCCGGGCCGAGUCGCUGCGGCAGGCCAACGACAUCCAGCAGCUGCGCGACAAGCAGGCCGACGCGCAGCGCAAGGUCAGCCUGGGCGAGGCGGCCGAGGCGACGCUGCGGGCGCAGCUGAGGGCCGCCGAGGCCGGCGUGCAGAGGCUCAAGGAGGAGGCCGCCCGGACGAAGGUGCUGGUGGUGCAGACGCGGUCGGCCUGCGCCAACGAGGUGCGCAAGCGCGACCGCCAGAUCGACGGGCUGAAGAAGGCGGUCUCCGAGGCCGGCCGCGCCAGGGGCGCCACCAAGAACUCGGGCAUCACGACCAUCAGCGUCACGGGCGAGGUUGGCGGCGAGCUCGACCAUGGCACGCCGCGCGGAGGCACGGCGACUGAUGGUUACAACUUGAGGAUGGAGACGAACGCGUUCCUUGCUGAGCUGGCUAAGGGCCUGAGCGAGGAGAACGAGAGCCUCAUCGGCCUUCUUCGGGGGACGAAUCAGAGACUGAAGGAGAUGAGCGGCUGGGAUAAGCAGGAAGCCGCAUGCCUCAUGACCGAUGGCCAUGCUCUUGCCCUCCCCGGCAGUCCCGAGGAGAUGGCAGACGAGAUCGAUUCUGUCCUCGACCACCUGCGGACGAUCCUGACAAAUCCGUCGUUUGUGCCCAUCGAGGAGGUCGUCAUGCGGGAAGAGGAGAUCGCCCGGCUGAGAGAAGGCUGGAUGCAGAUGGAGAGCCGCUGGAAGGAAGCGGUGCACCUGAUCGAUGGUUGGCGACGCAGGAUGCAGCUUGAUGGGCGGCCGGUCAACAUGGAAGAGCUGAAGAUGGGCUUACGGUUGAGCCCCGUGCGGGUUAGGGACGUGGAAGAAACGGCGCUGGGCCUCGGCCUGCGCUUGCCUGCUGUCCAGGAAGAGGCCGAGGAACUCAGCAUCCUGCAAACGCCCACCCCCGCGGACUCGCUGCAUCUAGUCCCCGCGCCCGAGUAUGAGGAUGAGGAUAUGAGCGACGCGGAAUCCAGCGUUUUUGAAGACGAUGUCGAUGUUGUCGAUUACGACGUCGAGGAACCAAACGUGCAGAUCCUCCAGCAGUCCACCAUGUUGGACUCACCGCCCCUGCCGUCGCCACCUCAGCUGAGUCCCCUCCGCGACUCUUACUCUGCGGGGAACCGCGGGGCCGCUGCGCCCCCGAAGAGGAGUCGCCCAGGGGAUUUCACCACCAUUGUAGAGGAGAACACGUGGGAAAUGGUGGCCAAAGGCCCCUCACCACCAGAGCAGCUCACCAAACCAGAGCCAGCAAAGAGGCAACAACCCCUGCCCACGAGGCCGGCAGAAGACGACGAGAUGCCCCCUCCGCCCGCCGACAUGCCGGCCUCGAAGGACUCAUCUCCCGAGAGCGUCAUGCUCGUCACGCACGCCGAGGACUCCCACCCCAAGCCAUCCACCGCCGCGACAACGAGGACCCAACAAAGGCCGACAUGGAAGCAGCAAAACCGCUCAGAACCGACUCCGGCAUCGAGGCGGCCAGCCAGACCACCACCCCGGUCAGCAAGUACGCGCAGCAAGCAGUCCGAUGGCGAGCAACCCCUCCAGACAACAUCCGCGACCACCACUACCACAACCGCAACCGCAAAGCCGUCGCGCACGCCCAGCAGCAGCAGCAGCAGUAGAAGCAACAGCAGCAUGGCAACAACCUCAUCAUCCACCACCACCGCCACAACCACAAACACCACCUCCAACAACUACAACAACAACAAGAGCACAGACCUACCCCCUCCCCAACCAACAACAACAACAACAACAACAACAACAACAACCAACCGCUCCCCCCGCCGCGCAAACUCGCGCCUCCCCCUCCCCCGGUCCGGCACCGCGGCGGCACCGCAGCAGCAGCAGCAACCACAAAGCCCCCUGACGAUGGCCAGCAUCGCCGCCAAGCUGGCCGCCUCGGAGCGCGAGGCCGACGCCGCCCGCGUCCGCGCCAAGCUCAGGGCCGCGCGCCUCGGCCGCGCCAUCGGCGCCGGCGCCCUCGCUCCCACGGCCGCGCCCCCGUCGGCUGCUGCCGCCGCCACCACCACCACGUCGUCGGUUGGAUCUGGCGGUGCGCGGGAGGAGGAGGAGGAGGAGGAGGAGGAUGAGAGAGAGGAGGGGAAGGAGCCGGUCAAGAGGGAUGUGGAUGCCAUGGCGUCGAGGGGCGGCGGCGUCGAGGCGGGCGGUGGUGGUGCCGCCAUGGAGGAAGAAGAAGGGGCGCGGUCGUCGCAGACGCUGUCGUCGCCCGAGAAGCCGAGGAAGCGGGCCAGGCGGACGAACAAGGCGGCGUCGAGGAGGAGGAGCACGCUCAACCCGCGGGAGCUGGAGAGCCUGAUAAUGGGGAGCGUUGAUGUUGUGGCCACGCCGGGGAGGUGAAAG
Molecule: messenger RNA, 2732 nt
Organism: Phialemonium atrogriseum
Lineage: Eukaryota; Fungi; Ascomycota; Sordariomycetes; Cephalothecales; Cephalothecaceae
Product: Afadin and alpha-actinin-binding-domain-containing protein
Exons: 2
Coding region: 123-2729 (868 amino acids)
Source: RefSeq, a predicted model, not a curated record